Messenger RNA from Castor canadensis (American beaver), 2359 nucleotides. RefSeq names its product PDLIM1 interacting kinase 1 like (gene Pdik1l). The record is from RefSeq and is a predicted model, not a curated record. Lineage: Eukaryota; Metazoa; Chordata; Mammalia; Rodentia; Castoridae. Gene Ontology annotation, biological process: negative regulation of G2/MI transition of meiotic cell cycle; protein phosphorylation. Gene Ontology annotation, cellular component: nucleus; cytoplasm. Gene Ontology annotation, molecular function: protein kinase activity; ATP binding.
GUGAGGGGGUGUGUCCGCGCACCACGGGGGCGCGCGCCAGCCUCUGACUGGAGGCCGCGACGGCGGAGGCGCGAGCUGUCCGAUAAUGGCGGCCUGCAGAGCCCAUGAGAGGGAGAAGCGGCGGCUGCUGCCCUGAGAAACCUUGACCUUGAAGAUGGUGAGUAGCCAGCCAAAGUACGAUCUAAUACGGGAGGUAGGCCGAGGUAGUUACGGUGUUGUAUAUGAAGCAGUCAUCAGGAAGACCUCUGCACGGGUGGCAGUGAAGAAAAUUCGAUGCCAUGCACCUGAAAAUGUUGAACUAGCUCUUCGUGAGUUCUGGGCACUAAGCAGUAUCAAGAGCCAACAUCCAAAUGUGAUUCACUUGGAGGAAUGCAUUCUACAAAAAGAUGGGAUGGUGCAAAAGAUGUCCCAUGGCUCUAAUUCUUCCCUGUAUUUACAGCUUGUAGAGACUUCAUUAAAAGGAGAAAUUGCCUUUGAUCCCAGAAGCGCCUAUUAUUUGUGGUUUGUGAUGGAUUUUUGUGACGGAGGAGAUAUGAAUGAGUAUCUGUUGUCCAGGAAACCCAAUCGUAAAACUAACACCAGCUUCAUGCUUCAGCUAAGCAGUGCCCUGGCUUUCUUGCAUAAAAACCAGAUCAUCCACCGAGAUCUGAAGCCUGAUAACAUCCUGAUUUCUCAAAGCAGGUUGGAUACCAGUGACUUGGAACCCACACUGAAAGUGGCUGACUUUGGCUUAAGUAAAGUUUGUUCAGCAUCUGGGCAGAAUCCAGAAGAACCUGUCAGUGUAAACAAGUGUUUCCUUUCCACAGCCUGUGGAACAGAUUUCUACAUGGCUCCUGAAGUAUGGGAAGGACACUACACAGCGAAAGCUGACAUCUUUGCUCUGGGGAUUAUCAUCUGGGCAAUGCUGGAAAGGAUCACAUUCAUAGACACAGAAACAAAGAAGGAACUUUUGGGGAGUUAUGUAAAACAAGGAACUGAAAUUGUGCCUGUUGGGGAGGCACUUCUGGAAAAUCCCAAAAUGGAACUUCUCAUUCCUGUGAAGAAAAAGACUAUGAAUGGGCGAAUGAAACAAUUGAUUAAGGAAAUGCUGGCUGCAAACCCUCAGGAUCGUCCAGAUGCUUUUGAACUAGAACUCAGAUUAGUACAAAUUGCAUUUAAAGAUAGCAGCUGGGAAACGUGACGUAUUAUUUGCAAGUAUCUUGGAUGAUAUGCUGCUUCUGAUUUAACAGUGAUGCAACAUUAUGUGGCUGAAAAAGAAUACAAAAAGCUAAACUCCACAUUCUAAGGGUUUAGGUUUUAUUAUGGGGUAGUUUUUUUUCCUCAUUUUUCUUAAUCUAAGCAGGCCAUUUUAUUAGUAUGUUUUGAAUGUGUAUUACCAAUGUGGGUGUAAAUUUUUUUUUAAUGAUCAUUGGUAGAAGUUUGGCAGGAAAAUUCUCUUAAGAGCCAAGAAGAGAGUCCAGUUUUCUGAAAUAUGUUUCUUAAGUAUUUUUGACAUUCCUUGUCAGUAUUAGGCAUUUCCAUGGAGGAAGAGGUUUGCAUGCUGGUAAUGCAACCUUUGAAGCUUUGUAAAGGAAACAUAUGUAUAUAUUUAUGUAUAUGUAAGUAUGUGAAUGUGUGCAUUUUGCAUUCCAUAUGAAAAAAAUGCCACUUCUGUUUAAAUUAUUUGAUAUAGGUUUGGGUUUUUGAGAUUUGCUGGUGAAAUCAGUGAUGAAAAAUAAACAAACCUUACCUUAUCUUCCUUCCCUGUCCCUCCCUCAAAUGAAAACAUACUAAGGGGUUUUUGUUCUGUUUUGUUAGUAAUAUUAUACAGGUUUUUUCAAAGGCAUCAUUUUGGAGGCUGUAAAAUUACUGGUUAAACGUAAUUGAAGUUAAAGCAAUUCAGAGCUGCUGGAUCAUGUUUGAAUUCUCCAGUGUCCUAUAGCUACUAGAGUUGAGUUAGUCAUGCAGUCAUUUGGUAGGUAGCAGGUUGGCAAGGACGUUGAUGGUUCAGUCAUACCUUAUUGGGUAACUGCACUAGGUUAACUGCACUAGGCAAACCACUGCACUGGGACAUGUCUAUACUUGAGCAUCUACAGCCUGAUUCUUCGGUUUCUGAAAACAUUGCUAUAAAUGAACUAUAGUACUUGAUAUAUUAAUAUUGGUUUUAAGACUUUGUCUAAGCCUGAGCAUAAAGUUUAAGAAACCAAAUGAGCUCUACCCUCGCAUUGCCUUCCCUGCUAUAGUCUCUUGUUGGAUCACUGGAGUUCCUUUCAUUUUGGCACUGAUGCUAUUUUCUCCUGUCUCAUUUGAGACAGUAAUGAUAGUGAUAAUAGUUGUCUUAAAUAUUGGUCACUUUUUUCUAAAGUGGGAGAUAAUACAU